Messenger RNA from Phlebotomus papatasi, 4032 nucleotides. RefSeq names its product metabotropic glutamate receptor 7-like. Gene Ontology annotation, molecular function: adenylate cyclase inhibiting G protein-coupled glutamate receptor activity. Gene Ontology annotation, biological process: G protein-coupled glutamate receptor signaling pathway; regulation of synaptic transmission, glutamatergic. The transcript has 8 exons. Bases 526 to 3303 code for a protein of 925 amino acids. Gene Ontology annotation, cellular component: membrane. Lineage: Eukaryota; Metazoa; Arthropoda; Insecta; Diptera; Psychodidae. The record is from RefSeq and is a predicted model, not a curated record.
GAAAAUGCGCAUGAUCCAUGCAGAAUCCGUGGAUGUGCUGCAUAGAUUUUCACUGGAAAAUCUCCCUAGAUUUCCUCCUCCCCAUCCCCGUCCCCUUGCCCUCUGUGUGUGUGAGUGAGAUAGGGAGAUGCUGUAGCAAUCUUUGGGUCAGUUCUAUAUUGAUUUUUUUUGCCAAUUCAAUCCCCCAAAAACGAGAAGCAUGUUCUGCGGUGUUUAUUGUGAAUAUUUUUGCCAAUGAUCAAUUUAUAUGUUUUUAUUCUUUAUUUUAUUUAAAUUUUAUCUUUCUUUGUUAUUUUUUUCGGUUCAAAGUGUUUUUAAUGUUGUGCAAAAGAGAUUUUGUCUCUGGUGAUUUGUUCUAAAAAAAAAACGAAAAAGAAGAAAAAACAAAAACAAAAAAAAGGAAGAAAGAGGAACAAGUGAAGGUAAAAAGGAAGUGUAAUAGUGAUUGGAAGGAUGUGCUCAGAAGUUUGGGAAUUGAAGUAAAGGAUUGGGAAAAAUAAAAGAAAGACGAAGAAGAAGGAAGAGAUGCUCAUCUGGCUGCUAGGAGUGAGCUUUUGGGUGGGAACGGCAGCUGCUAAGGCUCCCUUCACCGAAAAGGACUCACGACUGAUCCGGCUGAAGGGAGACAUCAUCCUUGGUGGCAUUUUUCCGAUGCACGAACACCGUCAGGACAAUCCUGAGUACCCAUGUGGUGCUGUGAAGGAGGAGAAGGGCAUCCAGCGACUCGAGGCUAUGCUCUAUGCCAUCGAUCUCAUCAACAACGAUCCCCAGCUCCUGCCCAAUAUCACGCUAGGUGCCUUAAUAAUUGACAGCUGCAGCAGCGACACCUACGCCCUGGAGCAGAGCAUGGAAUUUGUGAGGUACUACAUGAAUCAGGAUAUGAGUGAAUAUAAGUGCGAAAAUGGUAUGCCACCCACUUAUAUUCCACACAAACCUGUUACUGGUGUCAUUGGAGCAUCUUUUAGUGUCGUGUCAAUUAUGGUGGCCAACAUCUUGCGCCUCUUCAGAAUUCCACAGAUAAGUUAUGCAUCCACAAGUACAGAAUUGUCAGAUAAAUCGCGUUUUGAGUACUUCAGUCGUGUCGUACCACCGGACAAUUUUCAAGCUAUGGCAAUGGCUGAGAUAGCUAAAGCCCUAGAUUGGCGAUAUGCCUCAACGGUGGCCGUUGAGGGUGACUAUGGUGAAAAGGGUAUUGCCAGUUUUAUCAGUAUUGCUGCACAAUUGGGAAUUUGUGUGGCUGUUAGUGAAAAAAUUCUGAGAAAUAGUAAAACAGAAGAUUUUGAUCGGAUCAUUGAGCAUCUGAUUCAGAAACCACAGGCACGGGUUGUUGUGAUGUUUGUAGAUGAGGAUAAUGUGAGAAAAUUACUUCAGGCUACAAUAAGGGCCAAUCGUACGGGUCAUUUCUACUUUAUAGCCAGUGAUUCAUGGGGUGCUAAGGUGUAUCCGGUGCGUGAUCAGGAAUUUGCAGCUGUUAAUACAAUAACCGUCCUACCAAGUCGAACAAAUCUAGCUGGAUUCGAUGAAUACUACCUAGCCCUAAGGCCACGUCUUGAUCCACAACAUUGUCUCACUGGAAAUUAUGCUACACAUUCAAUGACAUCGGAAACAAUAACAAAUUGUCGAAAUAUCUGGUUCAAUGAAUUCUGGAGUCAACAUCACAAAUGCAGCUUUCAGCCAAAUUCCCGGACACCGUGUACGGGUACCGAAGGGGUACAUGGAUACGAACAGGAAGGUCUUGUACCUUUUGUUGCAGAUGCCGUCUAUGCUAUUGCCUAUGCAAUUGAUUCAAUGAUACGAGAUGUAUGUGGUGAUUCAACACUGUGUCCGGCCCUUCAGCCAGCUCCACUUGGUCUCAAUCUCCUCAAAUACAUCCACAAUGUGUCCUUUGUUGGUCUUCAAGGUACCAAAGUUCGUUUCAAUCGCGAUGGCGAUGCCUAUGGCUUCUACAAUGUCUAUCAGUAUCAACAGACGGGUUCGAGGUGUCCUAGGGCACAGCAAAAUGGCACCACAGAUGCCUCAAAUGAAGGAACAGCACCUUGUAGGUAUGACUAUGUUCAGAUUGGAACAUGGAAAGAGGGAUUGGAACUGAAUUCUGAUGCCUUGAAAUGGGUUGGAGGUCAUCCAAGGUCACUGUGCAGUGAACCAUGUCCCAUUGGUCAUGUCCGAAACUAUCAGGAUGCAUGCUGUUGGGCCUGUGUUAAAUGUCGCGAAGAUGCUUUCGUGAACAAUGAUACGUGUAAGACAUGUGAACCAGGCUGGGCACCAAAUGACACCAAAUCCGGAUGCAAUAAAUUAACGCCCGAAGUUAUCGAUUGGUUGAGUCCAUGGGCUCUUGUACCACUUAUAUUUUCAGCAUGUGGCAUCUUCUGUACACUAUUUACGGCAUGUGUCUUCAUUAAAUACAACAAAACACCGGUUAUUAUGGCAUCGGGAAGGGAAUUGUGCUAUGUUUUGCUAAUUGGUAUUUUAACGUGCUACGGUAUGAGUUUUGUUGUUCUAGCCCGGCCAACAGUCUAUCGAUGUGCCCUACUACGGGUUGGCCUUGGUCUAUGCCUAAGUAUUUGCUAUAGUGCCAUCUUCACAAAAACCAAUCGAAUAUCGAGAAUAUUCAAUCGGGGCGUUAAGAGUGUCCAACGUCCAAUUUAUACAUCACCACUAUCGCAAAUAACAAUUAGUUUGAGUGUUGUACUAGUACAAUUAGUUGGUUCAAUUGGAUGGCUUUUGAUUGAACAGCCUGAUAUUAGGGAAAUUCAUCCAUUUCCCCUUAGUUCUGUUCUAACAUGCAAAGUCAGCACAUUUUCUCUCAUAAUGUCAUUGGUAUACAAUAUGAUACUCAUUAUCCUAUGUACACUCUAUGCAUUCAAAACACGAAAAAUACCAGAAAAUUUCAAUGAAGCCAAAUACAUUGGAUUCACCAUGUAUUCAACGUGUAUCGUCUGGUUGGCCUUCCUACCAAUUUACUUUGGAACUAACAAUGACUACAAGAUUCAGAUCUCGAGUAUGUGCAUGUGUCUCAGCAUCAGUGCCUCGGUGGCUCUGGCAUGUCUCUUCACACCAAAGGUCUACCUCGUGCUCUUCCAGCCCUACAAGAACGUCCGGCCAGGCAAUGGAAAUCAGCGUGGUGGAAUGGGGGAAGCCAAUCGACUGCCCUACAGCAUGCGAUUUGGUGGUGUUCGAUCCCAGACAAUGCAAUCCAUGGCCAGUCUGUCAAAAUCCAGUCCACAGACAGUUCACAGGAGUCUCACAGAUGACAAUGUGGCCGUCAUAACGCCCACAAAUAUCGAGGAUAGUAGUAUAACGUAGGAAAAUUUAUAAAAACAACAUUUUUUUUUUGGUUCUAGAGUAAAGACAAAAGGCAAUGCUACAAUGCAAAAGACGAAAUUAAAAAAAGAUUAAAUGAAAAAUGAAUUAAUAAAUAAGAAAAGAAAAAAAAAACUAACCCACCCAAGUAGAUUUGCUCAAAAAAGAAAAACUUCUCUUCGAUUAAUAGCUACAAAUCCAAAAUAUAGUUAGUCACUAUAUUUUGGAUUAAUAAGGUAAUUUAUUUAUUUAUCUGUUUUUGUUUUUUAUUGUUGUCAUAAUUAGUUCUUAGGCGUUUAAUCGCGUUAAAGUAAACUGAAGAAAAAAAAUUGAAAAAAAAAAUUUUAAAUAAAAUUAAGAAAAUAAAAGAAAAGAUAGAGAAACUAUUAAAGAAAUCACGUAGAAAUGAUCAUUAAAUUUAAGGAAUAUUUGACAUUUAACAAAAAGAAAAAAGAAAAAUCUCUAAUCUCUUCCCGAUGAAUCCCCCCGAAACCCUCUUUAAUAAGUCCAACCCCAAAAAGCAGAGGCAAUUAUGUGCUGUGUUUAUCUAGUGAGUAAAUAUUUCUCAAAAAGAUUUAAGAAAAACAAAAAUUAAAAAAAAAAUAAACAAAUAUUCUAGUUGACUAAAUUUAUAAAUGGUUUAGCAAAAUGUGUGACAAAGGUAGAUUGAAAAUAAUCUAUUGAAAAAACAAAAGAUUUAAAAUAAAAUAUAUAUAAAAUUAAAAAAAAGAA